CUUGUCCAUUUGGCACGUAUGGAGACAAGUGCGCCUCCAACUGCACAUGCGCAGACAAGUGUGGGUGUGAUCACGUGACCGGCAAGUGUCUGCCGUGUGAGAUCGACGGGACGCCGCGGUUCUUCUACAGGAAAGAAAUCCCCAACAUCUCGAAACUGCCCUACAUGCCUCUGCUGUCUGCCCUGGGCUUUGUGGUGAUCAUGGCUAGCAUCAACUUCGUCUACUGGUCAGAUGAUCUACAAGAUGGACAGCCCGGAGGAGCUGGAUGCCUUCUGGACCAAAGGCUGGGAGAAAAUGCUUCAGAAGAGGGCCAUAGAGAACCAAUCUGGGGGUGGCGGAAAGUCUAAGUAGGGAGUGAUGUGUGUGUGUGUGUGUGUGUGUGUGUGUGUGUGUGUGUGUGUGUGUGUGUGCUAUAGUGCUGAUCAUAUUUCGUGUGUGCUGAAAUGAAAAAGAUAAGAGCAGGUGUAUUUAAAUAAUUUAAAUAAGCCCUCAUAAUACACAAGGGUGUUUCUGUGAGGGUACAAUGAUAG
Messenger RNA from Aplysia californica (California sea hare), 530 nucleotides. RefSeq names its product multiple epidermal growth factor-like domains protein 10. Gene Ontology annotation, molecular function: scavenger receptor activity. The record is from RefSeq and is a predicted model, not a curated record. NCBI's taxonomy places the organism in Eukaryota, Metazoa, Mollusca, Gastropoda, Aplysiida, Aplysiidae.